AGGCUUAAGUUAUCAAGAUGGGCAAACCGUGAGGUCGCACCUUUAACUGUUGGAAUUAGAAUUCGAGGGAAUUAGAGUUAGAGGGAGAACCGGAGAACGUGGAUGAAACCAUCAGAGCGCAGAAACGAGAACAAACAACAAACCCAACCCACUAAUGACACUAUUCCCAAAACAUAACGCUAAAAUCUUAAAGGUGAAUUAAGGCUAAUUAUCAAGCAUUGCAAUAAUUCUCUCUACAGAUCAGCUUUUCUACUUCACAAGUUGAAGGAAGAGACUACGACACGCUGCAACGCCGCUAUGAUGGCCUUUGGAGUGAAAACGAAAAAAUGAGAAAGGAGCUGGAAGAGGUGAAAGCAAGAACCCGAUACUCUACGAGUACUGAAAGUCAAUGGCAAGAGAACCGAGAGAAGGAGAGGCUCCGUUCCGAGAACAUCACACUACAGGCUCAAAUUGAGGCGCUGAAGAAGGAGGCGGCUGAUUUAAGCACAAGAUCUGACCACACCAUGAGAGUGCACACUAGUUCAGUCCAGAUAGACAGCAAUGAAGAAUUCUAUCGUCAGGAGAUCAAAGAUAGGGAUGCAGUUAUCGACAAGCUACGAUCGGAAACGAUGACUCUGCAUGCUGAAAUUGAAGGACUGAGGCGUGACAUACGAUCUUUCCACAGCAGGACCGAGUUUGAAGCUUUACAGUUGAAGUACGACGAGAUACUGAAAGACAGGGAUACACUCCGUGAGAAAUUGAUGGAGGUAAGGACCACGAGCGAGAGAGAUGUGUCUGUUCACAUUGAAAGCCGCAUGGAAGGCUUCCAACAAGAGGUAAGAGAUCGGGAAGCCCUGAUCGACAAGUUGCGCUCAGAGAACCUGAUUGUCAAGAACGAACUUGAAUCAUUGAAGAGAGAGGUCAGCGGAAAGGAAUCUGACACAGAUGUUUACCUGAAAGACAUUGAACGCCUCAGGCAAGAGAUCGCAACCUUGAAGACCAGCAGUUCAGAUUACGACACUCUGAAGAAGACUUACGAAGAAGUGUGCAAGGAAAGGGAUUUUGUACGUAAACAGCUGUUCGAGUGCAAGACACAAAGCGAGAACGAAAUCUCAGUUCACCUCGAGAGCUAUUAUCAAGCCUAUAAACAAGACGUUAGAGAGAAAGAAAUUGCCAUUGAUCGGAUGCGUACAGAAAAUACCACUUUGAGGGCUGAGUUGGAGGCCUUAAGAAGAGAAAUGGCAACUUUCUACAAGAGAACAGAGUACGAGUCUUUGAAGCUUCAAUACGAUGAGAUGUGGAAAGAAAGGGACGCCCUCCGAGAGGAGCUGAUAGAUUUCAAGUCAAAAUCUGAGCGCGAUGUUCUGAUCCAAGUGGAGAACAAGACUAUGAUCAUCCAAAAAGAGAUCAGAGAAAAGGAAAUGGAGAUCGCCAAGCUUCGCUCCGAGGCCAUGUCCAUUCAGAUGAACUUUGAUGUGCUCAAGCGAGACUUUGAGAGCAAGCAACACUUGAUCGAAGGCUUCCAAUCCGAGAUUGAGCGACUCAAAGGUGACAUUAUCACACUCAAGUCAACAACGGUCACCACCACAGAAUACGAGUCACUGCAACGAAUGUACGAAGACGUGUUGAAGGAGAGGGAUGCCAUUCGACUUGAGCUGAUUGAGUUUAGAUCCAACAGCGAGCGUGAACUUGCUAUCCAAGUGGAAAACCAAAUCAGAGUCUACCGUGAGGAUAUCAGGGAGAAAGAAGUCGCCAUUAGCAACUUCCGCUCUGAAAACAUGAAGUUCCAAGCAGAGUUUGAGACGUUCAAGAGAGAAGCUGACAGCAAGCAGUAUAUGAUAGAUGGAUACUUGGUGGAGAUCGACCGCCUGAAGAACGAGAUCAAUGCAUUAAACAAACGCAUUGUGGAGUUCGAGUCUGUCAAGCGAUCUUACGAAGAUGUCUGCCGAGAACGUGAUUACAUCCAGAGGCAGUUUGCAGAUUUCAAAUCCAGGAGCGAACAAGAUACAACCUUUCAAAUUCAAAUCCAAACUGAUGGUUUCCGACAAGAGAUCAAAGAGAAAGAUCUGGCCAUUGAAAGAUUCUCGUCCCAGAACAAACUUCUUAUGGAAGAGGUUGAUGGAUUGAAGAGGGAACGAAGCACUUUCUACAGCAAAUCAGAAUACGAUUCCUUGAGGCAACAGUAUGAAGAAAUGUGGAAAGAAAGAGAUGCUCUUCGUGGACAGAUUGCUGAGCUAAGAUCCAAGAGUGAAAGGGACCUAAUCGUUCAGAUAGAAAGUCGCACCGAAACGUACCGCACAGAGAUAAGAGAGAAAGAAACCAUCAUCAGUCGCUUGCAGUCCGAGAGCAUGAAGUACCAGACAGAAAUAGAUGGUCUGAAGAGGCAACUGGGCAACCAGGAGGCUUAUCUGAUUGAAAUUGAACGCCUAAAGAAAGAAGUUAACGCACUGAGAUUCCCAGACAUCCGUGGUAGCGCAGAGUUUAUCUCCUUGCAGCGAACUUACGAAGAAGUUUGUAAAGAACGAGAUGCAUUAAGAGGCCAAGUUGUUGACAUCAAGAUGAAGGGAGAUCAAGAGCACGAAAACCAAGUGAGAAUCUACCGUGAAGAAAUCAGGGAGAAAGAAGAAGAAAUCAACAGACUUCGAUCAGAGGGCAUGACAUUCAAGGCUGAAAUUGAAGGAUUCAAAAGAGACCUCGGCAACCAAGAGGCUUAUCUGAUUGAAAUUGAACGUUUGAAGAAAGAGGUUAACACACUGAGAUUCCCAGACAUCCGUGCCAGCGCAGAGUUUAUCUCCUUGCAACAAACUUACGAAGAAGUUUGCAAAGAGCGAGACGCACUGAGAGGCCAAGUUAUUGACAUCAAGAUGAAAGGAGACCAAGAGCAUGAAAGCCAAGUCAGAAUCUACCGUGAAGAGGUCAGAGAGAAAGAAGUAGAAAUCAACAGACUUCGAUCAGAAGGAAUGGCAUUCAAGGUUGAAAUUGAAGGAUUUAAAAGAGAUCUCGGCAACCAGGAGGCCUAUCUGAUUGAAAUUGAACGCCUCAAGAAGGAAGUUACCACACUUAGAUUCCCUGACAUCCGUGGUAGCGCAGAGUUUAUCUCCUUAAAGCGAACCUACGAAGAAGUCUGUAAAGAACGAGACGCAUUGAGAGGCCAGGUUGUUGACAUUAAGAUGAAGGGAGACCAAGAGCAUGAGAACCAAGUCAGAAUCUACCGUGAAGAGAUCAGAGAGAAGGAAGUAGCAAUGGAAAAUCUUCGCGUGGAAAGCAUGUCAUUUAAGGCCGAAAUUGAAAGAUUAAAGAGAGAUCUCGGUAAUCAAGACGCCUAUUUGAUUGAAAUAGACCGCUUGAAGAAGGAAGUCAACACAUUAAGGUUCCCAGACAUCCGUGGCAGCGCAGAGUUUAUCUCCUUGCACCGAACUUACGAAGAAGUUUGCAAAGAACGAGAUGCACUGAGAGGCCAAGUGGUUGACAUCAAGAUGAAGGGAGACCAAGAGCAUGAAAGCCAAGUGAAAAUUUAUCGCGAAGAGAUCAGCGAGAAAGAAAUGGAAAUCAACAGGCUUCGAUCAGAAGGAAUGGCAUUCAAGGCUGAAAUUGACGGAUUCAAGAGAGACCUCCGCAACCAGGAAGCCUAUUUGAUCGAAAUUGAACGCCUCAAGAAAGAAGUCAACACAUUAAGGUUCCCGGACAUCCGUGGUAGUGCGGAGUUCGUCUCCUUACAGCGCACAUACGACGAGGUUUGCAAAGAACGAGAUACACUGAGAGGCCAGGUUAUAGAUAUCAAGAUGAAGGGAGACCAAGAGCAUGAAAACCAAAUCACAAUGUACCGUGAAGAGAUUAGAGAGAAGGAAAUUGAAAUCAACAGACUUCGCACCGAAAUCAUGACAUUUAAGGCAGAAAUUGAAGGAUUGAAGAGGGACCUGACGACCACUAAGCAGCGAAGUGAGAUAGAGGUGGAACGCGUUAGGAAGGAAUCAUCAGUAAUAAGCCCUUCCGUUAUCCGCAGCAGUGCCGAGUUUGUCACCCUACAACGAUCAUAUGAAGCAAUCUGCCAAGAGAGAGACAGCCUCCGCCAGCAAAUGAUCGACACGAGAACAAAGAACGAGCGUGAAGUGUCCAUUCAAAUCGACAAUCAAGCAAGAGUUUACCGUGAAGAAAUCAAGGAGAAAGAUGCCGCUUUACAGAUGCUUCGUUCAGAAGCGAUCACACUUCGAGCUGAAGUCGAGUCGCUAAAGCGUGACCUCCGAAUUGCACAGGAAACACCUGUACAUGACACGAAGAUGGAACAAGAACUGUUUAACCUGAGAACAAAGUUUGCCAAACUCCAAGAAGAAUACAACAUCGUCAUGUUGGCAAAGAGCAAGUUGGAGGAGGAGAUGGUCAUCAAAUCAACAACGGUCACCACCACAGAAUACGAGUCACUGCAACGAAUGUACGAAGACGUGUUGAAGGAGAGAGAUGCCAUUCGACUUGAGCUGAUUGAGUUUAGAUCCAACAGCGAGCGUGAACUUGCUAUCCAAGUGGAAAACCAAAUCAGAGUCUACCGUGAGGAUAUCAGGGAGAAAGAAGUCGCCAUUAGCAACUUCCGCUCUGAAAACAUGAAGUUCCAAGCAGAGUUUGAGACGUUCAAGAGAGAAGCUGACAGCAAGCAGUAUAUGAUAGAUGGAUACUUGGUGGAGAUCGACCGCCUGAAGAACGAGAUCAAUGCAUUAAACAAACGCAUUGUGGAGUUCGAGUCUGUCAAGCGAUCUUACGAAGAUGUUUGCCGAGAACGUGAUUACAUCCAGAGGCAGUUUGCAGAUUUCAAAUCCAGGAGCGAACAAGAUACAACCUUUCAAAUUCAAAUCCAAACUGAUGGUUUCCGACAAGAGAUCAAAGAGAAAGAUCUGGCCAUUGAAAGAUUCUCGUCCCAGAACAAACUUCUUAUGGAAGAGGUUGAUGGAUUGAAGAGGGAACGAAGCACUUUCUACAGCAAAUCAGAAUACGAUUCCUUGAGGCAACAGUAUGAAGAAAUGUGGAAAGAAAGAGAUGCUCUUCGUGGACAGAUUGCUGAGCUAAGAUCCAAGAGUGAAAGGGACCUAAUCGUUCAGAUAGAAAGUCGCACCGAAACGUACCGCACAGAGAUAAGAGAGAAAGAAACCAUCAUCAGUCGCUUGCAGUCGGAGAGCAUGAAGUACCAGACAGAAAUAGAUGGUCUGAAGAGGCAACUGGGCAACCAAGAGGGUUAUCUGAUUGAAAUUGAACGCCUGAAGAAAGAAGUUAACGCACUGAGAUUCCCAGACAUCCGUGCCAGCGCAGAGUUUAUCUCCUUGCGGCGAACUUACGAAGAGGUUUGUAAAGAGCGAGACGCACUGAGAGGCCAAGUUAUUGACAUCAAGACGAAAGGAGACCAAGAGCAUGAGAACCAAGUCAGAAUCUACCGUGAAGAGAUCAGAGAGAAAGAUGUAGAAAUCAACAGACUUCGAUCAGAAGGAAUGGCAUUCAAGGCUGAAAUUGAAGGAUUUAAAAGAGAUCUCGGCAACCAGGAGGCCUAUCUGAUUGAAAUUGAACGCCUCAAGAAGGAAGUUACCACACUUAGAUUCCCUGACAUCCGUGGUAGCGCAGAGUUUAUCUCCUUAAAGCGAACCUACGAAGAAGUCUGUAAAGAACGAGACGCAUUGAGAGGCCAGGUUGUUGACAUUAAGAUGAAGGGAGACCAAGAGCAUGAGAACCAAGUCAGAAUCUACCGUGAAGAGAUCAGAGAGAAGGAAGUAGCAAUGGAAAAUCUUCGCUUGGAAAGCAUGUCAUUUAAGGCCGAAAUUGAAAGAUUAAAGAGAGAUCUCGGUAAUCAAGACGCCUAUUUGAUUGAAAUAGACCGCUUGAAGAAGGAAGUCAACACAUUAAGGUUCCCAGACAUCCGUGGCAGCGCAGAGUUUAUCUCCUUGCACCGAACUUACGAAGAAGUUUGCAAAGAACGAGAUGCACUGAGAGGCCAAGUGGUUGACAUCAAGAUGAAGGGAGACCAAGAGCAUGAAAGCCAAGUGAAAAUUUAUCGCGAAGAGAUCAGAGAGAAAGAAGUAGAAAUCAACAGACUUCGAUCAGAAGGAAUGGCAUUCAAGGCUGAAAUCGACGGAUUCAAGAGAGACCUCGCCAACCAGGAAGUCUAUUUGAUGGAAAUUGAACGCCUCAAGAAAGAAGUCAACACAUUAAGGUUCCCGGACAUCCGUGGUAGUGCGGAGUUCGUCUCCUUACAGCGCACAUACGAAGAGGUUUGCAAAGAACGAGAUACACUGAGAGGCCAGGUUAUAGAUAUCAAGAUGAAGGGAGACCAAGAGCAUGAAAACCAAAUCACAAUGUACCGUGAAGAGAUUAGAGAGAAGGAAAUAGAAAUCAAGAGACUUCGCACCGAAAUCAUGACAUUUAAGGCAGAAAUUGAAGGAUUGAAGAGGGACCUGACGACCACUAAGCAGCGAAGUGAGAUAGAGGUGGAACGCGUUAGGAAGGAAUCAUCAGUAAUAAGCCCUUCCGUUAUCCGCAGCAGUGCCGAGUUUGUCACCCUACAACGAUCAUAUGAAGCAAUCUGCCAAGAGAGAGACAGCCUCCGCCAGCAAAUGAUCGACACGAGAACAAAGAACGAGCGUGAAGUGUCCAUUCAAAUCGACAAUCAAGCAAGACUUUACCGUGAAGAAAUCAAGGAAAAAGAUGCCGCUUUGCAGAUGCUUCGUUCAGAAGCGAUUACACUUCGAGCUGAAGUCGAGUCCUUGAAGCGUGACCUCCGCAUCGCAAAAGAGACCCCUGUACAUGACACGAAGAUCGAACAAGAGCUGUUUAACCUGAGAACAAAGUUUGCUAAGCUCCAAGAAGAAUACAACAUUGUCAUGUUGGCAAAGAGCAAGUUGGAGGAGGAGAUGGUCAUCAAAGUCAACAGUGGAAUGGCUGACAAACAAGACUACAUCUACAAGAUUGAGAAGGAGAAUAGAGAAUUGAAGUCCGAGAACGAGUAUUACGAGAAGACCAUGCAGGAAAAGAAUACAGCUAUUGGUGAUUUGGACCUGAAGAUCAGACACUUGCAGAAAAAGGUUGAAAAUUUAAAGAAAGAGAUUUUUGUCGCUGACGAAGCCUACGAGAAAGCGGAGCUCCGCCUGAAGGAGGUGUUGAAGGCAGACUACAAGCCUGUGACCACAUAUGAAGUUCACCGCUACCGGACCUCAACAGCGGAGUCCCCCUCAGCUACCUAUAGCAGUUCAGCAUCCACCUACACCGUGAACAAUGCCGCAUUCAGUGGUGCUGAUGCUUUGCGGUUUAGUGCCACAUCCACACCAAUGAAAUCCGUUCUCGAUGGCGAACGCACCGACGUUGUACGCAAGACCGGCACCAUAACCUUAUCAACAGGGCUCGACAGUGACCUGGCCAGGGCUGAAGGAAACUUCCAGAGCAGCGAGGAUACCGCAAAAACUACCAAGACCGUGCUGAUAUCAGACAAGGUCGAGGGAAUUACUGAUUCUGGAAGAGUUGGUACUAGUUACCGCUCGACGUAUUCCAUUCAGCCUUCAACUUACAGAAGCAGUUCUGGUACAAGCUACCGCACAAGCACUGGACGUACGUCUGUUUCUGGAGGGUCUGGUAACAGAGCGUCCUAUUCCAGCGGCGGGCGUAAGUACUCUGGCCGCUACUCAGCCACAAGGAAGUUCUACUAGUGUUCCAGAUGCACUGGUCUUGUCGUUAGAAGAGGAACACUAUCUUAUAACGAAUCGUAUGCAAUAGGCAUGCAGUGAAAGGUAUCUUUCGUUUUGAACUUGCACUACCAAUUAAUCAUGAGUGUAUUGUAUCUAACUAAGACUAAAACGGGCUGUGUUAUAACAUCUUAGGUAACUUUCGCAUAAAUAGAGAUUGGCAUGAAAAUGGAAAACGUUGACGUUGCGAAGGAACAGUCGAUUAAUCAAGCAGCUAACAAACAAACAAACAAACAGACUAACAAACAAGCAAAAAGGAAACUGGGCUAUUUUGAAUUGACAAGAGACCAUCAUAGUCUCUCGGAAUCGAAGAUUAGGAAAAACAUACAGCAUUUAAAUUUGUAUUGGAACUGUUUAUACCGUACCUCGGGAAAAGCUCGAUGGUGGGUGACUUAAAUCUUUUUCAAAAUUGACCAGAUCUUUUACUCAUAAAUAGAGAAGACAAUCUCAGUGAAUCGUCUAAAGUGUUAUGACCCAGCCGUUACAUACGAUCGAUAUAUAACGUUUUCGCUAGUGGAAAGGUAUUUUAGGU
Molecule: messenger RNA, 8220 nt
Organism: Orbicella faveolata
Lineage: Eukaryota; Metazoa; Cnidaria; Anthozoa; Scleractinia; Merulinidae
Source: RefSeq, a predicted model, not a curated record